Messenger RNA from Naegleria fowleri, 3117 nucleotides. RefSeq lists its product as uncharacterized. Bases 1 to 3117 code for a protein of 1038 amino acids. Gene Ontology annotation, molecular function: RNA helicase activity; ATP binding; hydrolase activity, acting on acid anhydrides. Gene Ontology annotation, cellular component: mitochondrial degradosome. Gene Ontology annotation, biological process: RNA catabolic process; mitochondrial RNA 3'-end processing. NCBI's taxonomy places the organism in Eukaryota, Heterolobosea, Eutetramitea, Acrasida, Naegleriidae. The record is from RefSeq and is a predicted model, not a curated record. The transcript has a single exon.
AUGAAAAAGCUCAUUCUUUCUUCAUCAGCAAUCAACACAUGUGGUUCUUUUAUGGUGAAGCAUACGUUCUUCUAUCAGGAUCAUGUUCGUGCUGCAUCUUACUUGUUGAAACCGGAACAGCUCUCUACUACGUCUUCAUAUUUUAACAAAUUUCUCACGUCCACUCAAGAAGAGUUGUUCGGGAUGAGAAAUUUCUCUACAGCUCGAACCAUUUUGAUUGACUCCAAUAGAGAUGAUAAUUAUCAUCAAAAUAAUAACAAAACAAAAGGAAAACUCGGAUAUACAUCCAAUAAUGAUGAAUCACGGAAACUCAGAGAUCGUACUGAACAUGAACGAAAGAAAGUUCCUCCCCAACAUUACACCCAUCAAAAAUUGCAAGAUAAUUGGCCAAUGUUCAAGGAAGAACAAUUCGGAAAAGAUGACAUUCGAUUCAAUAACGCAAAUAGAAAUAGAUCGAGGCGUCAUCAUCAAGGUCAUCAAUUUAAUAGAAUGCACAACAAGCCACAACAAGAACGAAACAAAUCUGAGGUAGAGACAUCAGUGGAGAAUGAAGUUUCUUCUAUGGUGUCCAAACUUCUUUCACGGGCAAAUGUCGAACAAACAUCAGUGGUUAAGUAUAAGGAAUGGAAAUAUCCAACAUUCACCAUGAAAUGCCCUGACAACUUUGACUUUACGUUUGCGUCAACAAAUGAGAAUGAGACCACUUUAAUGGCAACACCUUUAGAAGAAGAAAAGGUAGAAAAGUUUAAAUCCUUCAUGUUCAAUUAUGUGAAAAAGAAUUCGAAUUUUAAAUCCAAGAGCACAUCUAUGAAUUAUGAAUUUUUGUUCGACAUAUUCUGCUUAGAAUUGCUAGAGCGAGCCAAAACUCACCCAGAAAUUGCAACUCUAGUCGACGAAGUUCUCAAAUUUCAUCCUGAAAAAAUUGUUAGGAGAAACCAAAAAACCGCUGACACUUCUGUAUUCUCUAACGUGCUUAAUAACGAAUUCAUGCUUUAUGAUUUUAACAAAAUCACCGAGAUAGCAUUGGGAAACAGUAAUUUUUCAACAGAGUUUUCCAAAUGGUUCAACAGUUUCAUACAGCAAAGAUAUCCUUCUGACUUUAAAUUAUACGUAGAGGCUCUUCGCUGCUGUGACAUGACUAACCCAUUUAAAUUUUACAAGAACUCGAUACCUUUCGGAAGAAAGGUGAUAUAUCACCUAGGACCAACAAACUCCGGAAAAACCCAUGCUGCCCUUACUGCUUUAUCCGCUGCUGAAAAUGGGGUUUAUUGCGGACCUUUGAGAUUACUUGCCCAAGAGGUUUUCACAAAGAUGAACACAAAAUAUGGAUGUAAAUGUAAUCUAUUAACAGGUCAAGAAAAAAGAAUAAUUCCUGGAGCAAAUCAUGUUGCAUGUACAGUUGAAAUGGCAGAUUUAAAUGAAAUUUAUGAUGUUGCCGUAAUUGAUGAAAUUCAAAUGAUUGAGGAUAAUCAACGAGGUUCUGCUUGGACAAGAGCUCUUUUAGGUUUGAAAGCAAGAGAAAUUCAUGUAUGUGGUGAUGGAAGUGCGUUGGAGAUUGUCAAGAACUUGGUUUUUGGUGAUAGCACCAAAUCAUCCGAAGAUACUGGUAUUGAAGUUAUUGAGGUUGACAAUCCUAAUCACAUUCCAACAGAAGAUGAAACGGCCACAGGAGAAAAUCUUUAUCACUAUCAUCAGCCGGUUGCAGCUGACAAGCUUCUCUACUUUUCAAAGCCAGGAGUAUCAGACACUUUAGAAGUGGUACCAUAUACUCGAAUGAAGCCGUUAGAAAUUUGCUCAGAAUCAUUACAUGGAGACGUGAAGAACAUUAGAGAUUUUGAUUGCAUUGUUACCUUCUCCAGGAACGAAAUUUAUGAAAUCAAGAAACUAAUUGAAGUGAAUACCGGUAUUAAGUGCUGUGUUAUUUAUGGAGCGUUACCUCCUGAAGUACGUACUGAUCAGGCAGAACUGUUUAAUGAAAGCGCUGAUAAAGAACAAGAUGAAUUUGGCAAUAGGGACUACUCGGUACUAGUUGCUAGUGAUGCCGUUGGUAUGGGACUUAACUUGAAUAUUAAGCGGGUCAUAUUCUACAAAAUGACUAAAUAUGACAAUACCAAACAAUCAACUUCUCCUCUUGAACCAUCUUUGGUGAAGCAAAUUGCAGGAAGAGCUGGACGUAGAGGUUUUCACGAGCAUGGACAGGUCACAACCUUUUUUGACUCUGAUUUAGAGUACCUUCAUCAGUGCAUGAACGCACCAAACACACCCAUUGAACAAGCUGGAAUAUUUCCUGAGUGGUCUCAAAUCGAACAAUUCGCAAAGGUUUACAAAAAUCUUCCGGAUAAUGAUGAAGGGUGCGGAAUUUCUAUCAGAGACGUGUUGGAAAAAUUCUUUUCUUUGAGCAAAAUCCACAAAAACUUUUUCUUUUGUGAUGUUCAACAGGCAUUAGAAUUGGCAGCUGCAAUUGAUGAGGCUGGUCCCAACAUUACACUGAAACAAAAAUUUGAUUUUGUGAAUGCUCCAGUUCCUGGUUUUGAUAGAGCUAAAGAGAUGCAUAUACGUUAUGUUGAAGAUUUUUCCAAUCCAAAAAUUGCAACUGUUCCAUUACAUAUUGACUUGGGAAAUAUUUUAAGGAUUUUGGAUAAAAUUCGAGAAAAAUCAAAAACUGAGACAAAAAUUCAAAACACUUACAAUUCAGUUGGUAUUUACCUUCAAGAGGCUUUGAAAAACAUUGAAUUUUAUCACAGAAUGAUUGACUUGUAUAUGUGGCUAGCGAACAAAUACCCAUUGAGAUUUGAUAAGGAUGCUGCAGAACAAGCAAGAGAGGUUUUGAUGAGUGAAUUAACAGAGUCCCUUUUCAAUCAAACAGAGGAGAACAAGAAACUAAAAUCCAUUGGCAUGCUUAAAGAAAAUGCUCCAAGAGCAUUCGAGUAUGUCUCUUUCAAGAGAACCAAUCAACAGCAACCCCUCGAUCCAAGUUUACAAGGCCUUAAACGUGUCAUGAUUGGCGGAAAAGAGUACUUGAGAAAGAAUCAAUACCAAGUAUUGACCCUCGAUGGAAAACAAACAAGAGACAUUGUCGAUGUCAUGGCUGACAGUCUUGGAAAAGAUGAUGAGUAA